This is a messenger RNA of Paramecium primaurelia, 1358 nucleotides long. Lineage: Eukaryota; Ciliophora; Oligohymenophorea; Peniculida; Parameciidae. The record is from the annotation of a GenBank genome assembly.
AUGUUUUUAGAUUCCAAUAUUAUUGAAAAUAGUGAAGAAGAUGAAACACCAAACAUUUGCUUAGAUACUUUUGGCUUAAGCCAAGAAUUAGAUUAAAAAGUAUAAUUUAUUUAAUUGAUAGAAAAGUAAAAUAAAGUGUUAAAGAAAAAUAAAAAUUUUAAGAAAAAUUUAGGAGUUGGAAAUGCUUAAUAUGAUUCCUAUGAUAUUGAUUUGAAUGAAUUUGUUAUUCAAAAGCAAACUUUUACAUAAGAGAAUGAAUAAUUAAGAGGAUCAGUUGAAUUAAAUGUAGACCCUUAAUUAUUCGAAGUUGUAUAAUUUGAUCCAGUAAAGUAAUAAGAGGAAGAAGAUAAACAUUCGCAAACUAUCUAAAUGGAAUUUAAAUUAAAAGAAAAAGAAAAUAAACAUAAUUUAUAAUAAGAACAAUAAUAAUAACAAUAAUAACAAUAAUAACAAUAAUAACAAUAACAAUAAUAACAACAAUAAAAACAAUAACUAUAACAAUAACAAUAAUAACAACAAUAACUAUAAUAAGAAUAAGAAUAAUAGUAAGAAUGUAUUAUUGAAAUCUGUAAUUUUGAAUAAAUUUCUGUUUAAGAUUUAAUAGCUAUUCCCCCUAUUUCUCCUUAUGCUGAAAAAAUUACUUAAUUACAUUUACCAGAUUAUUUACACGAUUUUCUUGUAAAUCCAAUCCCCAUAGAAGGAAUGUUUUAGUGCACAAUAUAAAGAGACAAAUCUGGACUUAAUAGAUUUGUUCCUAAAUACAGAAUGUAUUGGAGUCAUAACGGUUAAUUUUUGCUAGCUGCAAAAAAGAUUUUAAAUAAAAAUAAGUAUAUUGUCACUUAAGAUGGAGAUUUUAAGUAGAAAGAUGAACUUCUGAUGAUAGGUAAAGUAGAAUAAAGUUAAUAAUCAAAGGCUGAUUAUAAUUUAUAUGAUAAUGGAGUAAAAAAGAAAAAUCAAAGUAAAUUCAAGAAACUGAGAACUUAAUUAGGUAGUGUGUUUUUUGAUACUACUUAUGAAAGCUAGACUCGGCCUAGAAAAAUAGUUUUAGCAUUAAGAAAAAGUGAAAAGGAAACCAUAUAAUUUAUUAGUCGUAAGCCAUAGGUUAUUAUAACUGGCACAUGUAAGUAUUUUAGGAAUGAUUAGAAAAAUUAUAUACUCUUGAUUUCUUUGGAAGAGUGAAAAAGCCAUCAAUAAAGAAUUUUUAAUUGGUCUUAAAAAGUGAUGAUAAAGAUAUAAUAUAUGUCCAAUUUGGAAAAGUUGAUAAGAAUCGAUUCAAUUUAGAUUUUAUGAGUCCUUUAAGUCCCUUAAUAGCUAUGUAAUUAGCUUUAUGCAAUUUGAAUUUCGCAGGGAAAGCAUGA